Molecule: messenger RNA, 990 nt
Organism: Bombyx mandarina (wild silkworm)
Lineage: Eukaryota; Metazoa; Arthropoda; Insecta; Lepidoptera; Bombycidae
Product: syntenin-1
Cellular component (GO): cytoplasm; plasma membrane
Molecular function (GO): protein binding
Source: RefSeq, a predicted model, not a curated record
UGGCAACCCUGAUCUGUGCUGCUGAAAAGUAGAUUCGAGUUUAAAUGUUUUAAAAAACACAAUCUGUCGAAAGCUGUCGUUUAAGUAGCACUUACUUGGAAGCAGAGUGUAGAAUUCAGUGUAUCAAUCAUGUCGUUCUAUCCGUCUCUGGAGGAUAUGAAGGUGGAUAAUAUGAUGAGGGCUCAAAUAUCGCAGCAUCAAGUACCACCGUCAUAUGUUGCUCCGCAACUUUGUGCCACGCCUAGUGCCCCUAGUGCUACUCAUGUUUACCCAACAUUGGGAGAAUAUAUGGGCAUGGAGCUGUCCCAGGCUGUAAUUGCGCUUAACAUGCCCGAAUACCAAAUACAACAGGUUCAGCCAACAAGUAGUAAUGUGGUUGCACCUCUAUCAUCCCAGUCCCUUUCCCUGCCUAAGGCAACUGUAACUCAGGCUAUCAGACAAGUUGUUCUUUGCAAGGACAGAAAUGGAAAGUGUGGCUUAAGACUCCAUUCAGUUGACAGUGGAGUAUUUGUAUGCUAUGUUGCUGCUAACAGUCCUGGUGCCUUGGCCGGCUUAAGGUUUGGUGAUCAGAUAUUAGAGAUCAAUAAUGUCACUGUUGCUGGAAUGACAAUGGAUAAAUGUCAUGAUAUCCUUAAGAAAGCUCCUGCAAAUAAUAUCACCAUGGCUGUUCGUGAUAGGCCAUUCGAGAGAAAUGUAACUUUACACAAAGACUCUUUGGGUCAUGUGGGAUUCCAAUUUAAAAAUGGAAAAAUUAUAGCAUUGGUUGUUGAUUCAUCUGCUGCUCGGAAUGGCUUAUUGACAGACCACCAGAUACUGGAAAUAAACACAAUAAAUGUCGUUGGCAUGAAAGAUAAGGAAAUAUCUAAAAUUAUUGAUGAAAGUCCUUCUGUUGUAAAUAUUACAAUAAUACCUUAUUGUAUUUAUGAACGUAUGAUAAACAAGAUGUCAUCAUCGCUUUUCAAGGAACUGGAUCGCACACCAGCAGCUUGA